Messenger RNA from Spirometra erinaceieuropaei, 26264 nucleotides. The record is from the annotation of a GenBank genome assembly. NCBI's taxonomy places the organism in Eukaryota, Metazoa, Platyhelminthes, Cestoda, Diphyllobothriidea, Diphyllobothriidae.
AUGUUGGACGCGGAUUCUGUUUUUGAGCGCCUCGUACGUUAAUAUCCGUUGUUUUAUUCGGGUUUAGCUCAGGGAGGCUGCGAACCUUGUUCCAAAAAUGAGUACGCCAAAGCUUACUGCUGCAUUAAAGGUGUCAUCGGCGCUACAACAACGAAUAACGGACACUCUGGCUGCGAGGUAUUAUUUUGUUUCCUUCCUGCUUAUACUCGCAGGCUGCAUCAGGAGCAAGGAGCCGCUAACCCAACCGAAUCCAAAACGCUUGCAGUUCAGGGGAUUCAGUCGCUUGUUAGGACCCCAAUAUUGUCUGAGGAUUUGAUGACUGAUAAUACCUUCCUAACUCCCAACGAUAAUGUUAGCUCUGCGAUUUCACAUGUCCUUGCAUAUUGCUCGUGACUUUUCUUGCAUUUUUACAUCUUGCCUGGUCUCAAUUACGCAGUUCAGCGUUUUCUUGAUUAGGUAGUCAAUGCUCCUGCGCAAUUUUUUUAUAGGAAGCUAUAGCGAGGGUAUAAAUCGAUAGACUUAGUGUUUUGUUUUCAGACCUGCAUUGAGCUAGUGAUUAGUUAGUGAAGUUUUUAAAGACACACAAUGACCUUUGUUAAAACCAUUGAAUGGGAUAUGCUGCCAUCGGAGCGACGCAGCCAGUACACUCACAGGACACGUGGGAAAUCCAACGACGCGGAUUUUCGUUCGUUGUAGAAAAUGCACCAAAAGAAAAGACCCUAGAUUCCAGAAAUUGCUUCGAGUUAACUCUAAAACCUGUUUUUGACAGAAUUCUUUUGUUAGCAAAUGUUGCCGACUGGUAAACUUCUACUCUCGAUUUGCAACUUAAAUGUUAUGCUUCCGAGUACAGCAUCCUCUGCUGUCGGCUGCCGAGUUCUGAGGUAACUUGUUAAACUUCUGGCGUUCUCUCGCAUCUGUUUGGAAGCACGCAGUAUGGUUGAUAGCGAGCCUUGUCUCUCGAAAUAAAGACACCCUGUUACGUCAAAUUCACAAUUAUUUUCUCAUAUCCGGUGUUGACUUUUGGCUUAUCUGGGCUUUCGUCGGUUCUUGCUGUUAGAUUGAGUUGAACUGAAUGUUUUUGGAGGACCACAUACAACCUACGGGUACAAGGUGCAGGUUUCGCUAGGCGGCUAUAGAAGCAUGAUUGAGAACAAAGGCCACUUAGGAAAGAAGGUGCGAUCGCCAAAUAACGGACUAUUAGGUCAUCAAAGAAGGACGCAUUAAAUUUGCGAGUUUGCAGAGCCUAUCCCUACCAGUUGCUUCCAUGGACUCUUUCACUGUUUUUGUUUUUUGUCUUGCUAGAUGCCUACACAGAAACUUGUUACUUUUCUUCCAGUAAACUGCACCGUACUUCGUGCGCCAUUCUUCCAAUUUUAGGCUUUUCUAUCCAAUAAUUCUUCUGUCGCAAAUGAUGAGAGCUGCCGUUGUUGUCACUUAGCUUUUUUUGGCGCGUAUGAAGUUAUUUAUUGAAGGGGGACUAGCGAAAAAUCCACUCCACGUUUUGUUCUCAUGCCAGCUAUAUUCCAAUUACAAGGGAAAGUCGAAACCAUGGGGAGACGGUUGCGGGAACACUGACCGACAAAGUUAAAAUACCUGUCCACACUUGCCAUGCACGAGCUAUUACGUAAUCUCAGACUCAAAGACUUAAAAUUGGAGAUUGCGUCGAAUCUUAAAUAAUUGGGGGGCUCAGUAGGGGCCAAACUAAGAGGGGGACUGAGUUGACCCAUCGGCUAGCAAUAUUACAAGCUAAUACACCCGCAUUUAUUAUUAAGGCGUGCUGUAGAUUGUCGCGGAGGAAGAUAGCAAUUUCGAUUUCGCUUUGUCCUCCGUCCAAAACUGAUUACGCGAGUUUAUAGCAUGCGACGACCUAAUUGGGCCUCCAUUUUGGUCUAAGUCAACAGCAGCACACCCUUUCGGAACUGCUAUAUCCCAGCUUCUACUAUUAAUCACGACAGACGGCUUUUGUCAUACUUCCUUACCAUAUGAUUGAAGCAAUCGGAAUUUAAGUUGGGGUUUUCCCGAACAAUGCUUAUCUGCGGAUAGAGUUGAAUUUUUUAAGCAUCUGCCUUCUUGUGGCCGUUUGCAUGAAGUUUUGCUUCACUUUUUAAGUCACCCUUCACUACCACAUUUUAUCUCGUUUGGCAUUUUUUGACAUGUGUAACGUUGAUCUGCGUACCUUAGUUUGCUUCGGAAGAACGUUGCAGUCAUAUACUCUUCAUAAUCCUUGCUCCCAAUAAUUUAAACGCCUUAUUUGUUUCUGCUUUAUAGAACUGUCCACAAAUUCUCAGUGGUAACUUAUACGUUUUCUAGGUACCUUAUUCGCUCAACAUUCGUUAUAGCCGAUGAGCAUAUUUUCGAAAAACGUGAUUGAUGAUGUAUCUGUUAGAUUUGCAUGUUUUUUUGACGCCAUAUUUGUCGUGUAUACUUCUUGCCGAUAUUUUACACCAAACUUUUUCCUGUCUUACAGCACUUCGUCAGUCGAAAUGUGACAACUUCCAAUUACGGAGGCCUGCCUUUUUUCUCUCAAUUUAACCAGUUUGGUAAGUCUUCAUUCACGACCUUCAUCCAGCUUUUCAUAUUUUAAAAGAACAUAUGACCAGUUCUCUGCUCACAGCAAUAUUUUCCGAGGCAAGUGAAUUAUCCGGAAAAGACUGCAAUUCCUUCUCGAUCUUUUGCUUUUUAUUGCAUUUUGUGAUGAUCUCUAACCUGUUCAAAAAGCUACAUGUUCGCGAAUUUAUAGCGCAGAGCUUUAUUUUUUGCUGGAUUUUUCUUGUAGUCUUAUGUUGCGACAAAAAUGUAAAGAACUCGGUACGAGUCAAGCUUUCUGUGUUCUGAUGUCGCUAUCUCUGAGAGCUGCUUGAGAUAUAGGGGCUAAGAACCUGAGCAAUGGUCUACGGCCUUUCCACGAAUUAAGUCCUAACUCCUGAUUGUUGACGGCUGAAUCAGUUUAUGCUUUUUCAAAAUGACAGUUAUAGUGAGGAUGUGACUGGACUCGCGUUGCGUUGAUGGUACUCAGUUUGACUUUUUGCUCUAUAUAGCUGGAUCUUUCUUUGGGGUAAUGACGCGGCUCUUAAUUUCUAGUCCACCAGUUGAGUUCUUGAUCCCAAGAGAGUGAAUUACUGUUUCAUAUCUACCUCCAUAAUCUAACCCAAAUGCUGGAAAGAAACCUGACGUACAUAAGAAUACAACCUCCAACAGAAGAUGAACAAACGAAAUCUCGGCUGUAGACAAAGUUACCAAGAACCUCACGGACUCAAGUUUGAUACAGUAUCUGGCGUUCUAUCCGAUUAAGGUGUAGUAUGGCCUUUGUUUGCAGUGCACGAGGAGGGGAACCUUUUCAAGGCUCAUAAUCCGCCAGGCCUAAUCUUUUGAUGGACUAAUUAUAGUUAUUGUCUAGUCUCGUACUUUUAUCCUGCACUGGCAGAGGCCAGCGCCAGUAUUGCCUUGGCCUCCUCCACUGUCCAGAGCAUAGCAAAACAGCUCUUUGGGGCUGUCUGACAGCCGACUGAAUCUUCAGCAGUCUGGCAGUUGAUUUUCCAGUCCCGAGGACUUCCAAUUCGCAAACUCAACGCAAUUUGUCGUUUAAACCAGGCCACCUCAGUCCAUUUUUUCACAUGGUCACCACUGAGGUGUUGCGAAUCCAGACGGCUUUGGACAGGAUAUUGACCAUCUAUAAAAGGUGUUCCUAGUCGUCCACGAGAGCCCUCCAAUCGGAGCCGAAACAUUGUCUGGAUGUCUCAGUUCUCAAACACUUCGAGUUUCCGCAGGUCAGCAGAUCUAGACUGUCACUUUUUGCAGCAGUGAAAGGGGGUGUUUUUGAUUUUGUCCUCUAACACUCGUUAUUUCUUCCUGUUUGAUCUCUCAGUGGCAAGAUAAGAACGUGAUCAUGCUACUUGCGAGUUACAUACGAUUGCCUUUUCGACGGUUGAAUGUUCUUUGCGUUAAUUUAUUCGGAAAUGGUCCCGUCCGUAGCAUAGAAUACCCGAGCACGAAAUAUAUUUGACCGCAGGAAUCCUGCCCUACAUUAAACAUGAGGGACACCUUUCGCGGUGUUAAAUCACUAAGUUCAUUUUCAAGUCGAAACGCUGUCCAAGCGACUCACUCGCUAAUUCAGUCGAAGUCUGGGGCGGGAUAAAAGGAAUUGCCAGGCAUAUUUCGCUGAAAUUAAUGCUAUUUUCCGGGAUUCGUCGCAGGAUUUAUAUAUGGCUUGAGCAGCCUUUAGAAAGGCGAAAGCUGUCUUGGUUUUUCCCUAUCUAAGUGCCAGUCAGAGUUCCGAAGCUGUUCAGACGUAUGCCAUCAAAGGCGCUGAUGUCGUUGCUGAAUUCCCGCAACAGAUGGCUGUGCAUAGUCGCAGUCUUGUGAGAGAGGGCUGUGUAACGCGUGCCAGUACGACUGUCCUCCCAUCGAGGUUUCUUCGUUCCUAUCGUCCGGCUGACUCCGUGCCUCUCUCCCAAGGAAUGCCGAAGAAACAGACACUUUUAUAUUGCAUCACCACUUUUGGAGAAUAUAGGUCUUAGUUAACUCUCACAGACCGUGCGGACGACAGAGUUCCCCAAAUAUGCUUUCAGUGCUUUGAGACUCUGCGCGUUCGCCGAUUUCCGGCAUUCGGGCAUACAUCCGUUAUGUCCCAGUGUGCAGAUGAAACCUGGGCUCGAACAUUCCCUAAUAUGACCAUUUUUCGUUUAUGCAGCACAGUUGUGCUCCGUAGUGGCAUCUUUUUCUCUCAGUGAUAGCAACCUGCUGUUGCAUUGUGCUGAAACUCACGAGGUUCGAACUUUCUCAAACAAGGGAUUUUCAGAGUCUCUUUGGAACUGAGGUCUGAGGUUAAAGCUAUACUCGCGCCCAAUAGUGUACCUACCCAGCACGUAUCUACUAGAUGGUCAUUCUGUCACUAAAUUUCAAAACACUUUUCUAGCUACUAGAAAUAUAUUGUCACAAGAAAAAAGGGAGGUGGCGGUCGCCAUUACCACGUCGAUUGUUGAUGACAAACUGACCGAAAAUGGGGUGCUUUGUCUGGUUACGUAUGUCUGCGCACAUGUUCCAAUCUGAUGCGAUCUUUAUACUUCUGGUACACGGAGAAGACAUGGGCCCGAGGGCAUGCAGAUACAGUAGGUGGCAAAACUCAUGAACAUUCACGCGCUAUCGGGGCUAACUCAGCAGGCGCUCCUUUACAUCAAACGAAACGCAGAAUAAUAGACUAAGCAACCUCAAUUAAGAAGAGAACGCAGAAAGGUACUUCAAGUAAUGUUAAUUUGAAACCGAAAUACCCAAAAUAUAUACGCCACAGUUUAUCAUUUGAACUUAUUUUAUGGGAACCAAGGGCAACUGCAAAGACGAGUAAAUAUACAUAGUAUGCGUAAAAGGCUUUAAAAUAAAAGGGCUGAAUUUCCUUUAUUUAUGAUAACAGUAUGCCAAUCGGAAGGAUACUGGGCUUUAAGCAAACUUUACUGCAUUGAAAUAUGGUAUUCAGAAAGUAGUCCCUUUCUACAGUGUUCGGAAUGCGGAUGACCUGCAACACAAACAUAACUUUGCUUAAUUUCGUGGUUGGAAUUCAGGUAUAAACUUAUGGUAAAGUCCCAUAUCAAGAGGCCGACGGUCAGCAAGAAACUGGCAGCACAAGUGAUAUUCGCAAAAGGACGAUACAGCGGUAGAGGGACGUCCACCGAUUAUGUCGCAGAGGUCACUCGCCCCGUUGUGCGUUGGGGCUCUUUCUCGAGCCCAACCAACAACCGCAAAGCGGCGCGUAAUAUAGGCGGAGUAACAUUAUCGACAUAGACAAGGGAGACUGGAAGUGCGCACAUCCUGUUCGGCAACGGGAGUUUAAACUCCUCAUCUAGGGACGCCAGGUCCAAUACUAGGCAUUGGGCUUACUGAUAAGGACUCGAACUCGUGUGUUCUCACGAACCCUGGAGACGAUAUCUAUUCGGCAUGCCGUAGGUUAUCGUGGAAAACCACGGCCGAGGCUCCCACGCCUUUGUUCUGAGGUUCUAACCUGCAAAGCCAUGACUGUCAGUAACGCCUUACCAGAGGGCAGUCAUAAUCUACCAUGUCCUGAUCUCGAUUGGGCUUGUGAUAUUUUUGCAGACCACCCAAUUGCCAAAUCGAUUACCAAUUGCACUUGACGGUAGCACCGUCGUGUGGUCCGCUCUUGUUUAUUUAACGGCCAGCUGUAGCUGUAGUUGAACUGCGACUUAACCUCCCCUGAGUUUUGUUUCCCUCCCUUUCCCUUCCACCGAUAACCAACAUGGAAAAACAAGCACUUCAUGGACAGGUUCUUUACCAUUAUUGGCUUUAAAGGUAAUGUACUUUGAUAAUGUAGGUUGCACUUGUUUCUAGUGAUGAUAGGUCAGUGUAGCGAAGCCCGCUGAGAAUAUCCUAGUAAGAGCUAGAACCUACUAACAAACUAAGUUAGUGGUGAAGUUUUAAAAGCAUUUCGUUUAUCCCAAAAUCGUAAAGCAAACUGGAAAAAUGACAAUUUCUUAGUCGUGGUAUGUAUUUCGGAGGAAGCACUGUCUGUAGCUAAAGUCGAUAGUGAUGUAAAAUCUUUUAGAACAAUAACGCUUUCGAACUGCUUUGAUUACCGCCCCCCUUGUUAACGCUUAGGUAGAAGCGCCGUCAGUGCACCUCAUGCGAUUUCUAUUGACCAUUUUUACUCCCGGCUUACUUCCUAAGGUCUUUUGUUCUUGGGGCACAAUCCACGUAUUUCCCCAAGGAAUGCGAAUCAUAUUGCUAGAGCCACGAACGCACUGGCACACUGUCAAUAGCCUCCAAACUCUCCGUAGAACUAAUCCUCUGAAUACUUGUCAAGGUUGGUAAAAGGAAAACUCGUGAGGAACAGGCGUGCUAUGUAGAUUGCUUGCUCUUAAUGCAAACAAUGCUUGAAAACCGUCAUUCCUAUGGUCAAGUGGCGACCGCGACCUUAUUGAACCGCAGGAUUACAUUUACUCGGCACAUUUUUGCCAAGGCCUUGGGUGUGUGGCAAUGUGGCCGGCUGAAUGAUCAAGACUCACCGAAUCAGCAUCGCAGUCCGUCACAUCCGGCGUCUAGAUAUUCUGUUGAGAAUGAAAAAAAGUAUUCUCGGGACCAAUAUCGAACGGGUGCUGUUGCAGUGUCCAAAAGCGCUAGCCCUGUUGACGAUAACGCCCAUGAACUAGCCGUCGAAAAGUGAAAUUGGACUUUCACGUCAGCCCUCACGUACUUCUUACUCAUUCACACACGGCCACCGAAUCAACUGACCAGUUUGCAUGUCCUACAAAGCUGGGCAGAAUACACAGUAUGCCGGAAGACCGCUCAUUUACCCCAACUAAUGUCAUGUCGAAAUGUUUGUCAGGUCGUCUAGGAAUGGGGCCUAUAGGAGGAACAGGAGUCUUGUCAGCCACGACCCACUUUACACUUCCUACGGAAAGGGAGGCUGGUCGCGUAGUGGCAUAAGGCGAGAUUUUAUCAUUGGUUUGCUACAUUAUUACGGGAUGCCUCAUUGAUUUGCUCGUUUAAUCUAGAUUCGCCUUUCAAGCCAAAAUGAGUCUGAGCUACUGUCCACACUUAUUUAUCGACUUCAGUACGAAGCACAGAGGCACAGCAAUUUGAAGAAGACCACCACAGGCCAAAGACUAAAUUUGAUUCCCGAUGACCAGGGUCAUCUUUUGUUUUUAUGUAAAAUAUCGGCUCGAAAUUCACACAUCUGCAAAUGUCCCGUUUGCCAGGCAGACAAGAAACGGUGAUAGUUCGACCGUCGAUUCCGACGACGUCCACCGUGUGCCCUACAGCAGGGUUGGCGCAGGGAGGGUGACUUUCGUGUGAGUUAGUUUAUAGUGAUAGUAGACUGGCGCCGCAUCUGGCGCACCUUGGCCCCAUGACAUGUCAGAGUAAGGAAGACCGGGGGGGAAGAAGGCCCACGUGGCUGGCGCGGCAUGAACCCGCAUCCAAACGUGCUAUCUCACUCCUGAUCUAUGCGUAAACGACCAUGAUUUCACUCAAGAAAGGAGAUGGGACAGCCCAAAUCUCACAUCAGAGGAGCCACAACAAGAAGGAGCCGAAGAAUGCACCUCCCACCUACAUGAAAGCUGCCUAGUUCGUGUGUGAUUUUUGACGUGUCCAUGUGUGGUGCAUGUGUUGAUGGGGAAAUGUGCGGUGAUGUGGUUUAGCUUGCGCUGAUUUAUUGCAGAAUUCCAUGGAGGUGCAUGCGACCGAGUAUGUGUGUGGAGAGUGCGGACAGUCGAGGCGGUGCUCCAGACACUUUUUCGCCGGUCUGUGUGGACGGUGGAAGCUGGUACGGCCAGUGUAUGUUGGAGCUCCUGGCACGGGUGAGCCGGUCACUGUGCGAUUGAUUUGCAAAUGACCUACCAGGCCGAUGCGCGAGGUGAAUGUGCGAUCGCUAUGAGGACAGGUUGGGAUUGAGACAACAUUACUGGCGAUGGGAGCAGUGGUUGUGAGGGUAGUGAUCAAGAGUGUUCUCGCCAAUGGUUGGAGUAGGAGAGGUGGUAGUCGUCGCGGGAGUCGCGGCAGGAGUGAUGGAGGUGGUGGAGGUGGUGGCCAUCAGGAAUGUGGUCAGCAGUGGUGACGGAGGUGGUCGCCGUAGGGGUUGGGCAGGAGUAGGGAUGGGGGCGUUUGCGGAGGCAGCAGGUAGGGUUGUCGGGUCGUUGUUGAACUGGAUCCGGAGAUGUCCGACAACGUCGAUUGGCAACCUUCUAUGCCAUGAAUGGUAAAGCGUAAUGGUAGUUCAAAAACCAGCCUUCUUUUUUACAGUUCGGAAAAUAAGCGUAGAUUCCACUUGGUGUCGAAUGGGGUUCGUCUUUUCGUCUGUCGCUCCCGUCUGGUUGAGGAUUGGCCUCGACAGGUCGUGUACCGGUUUGUCGUUCCUAGAUGACGUUGGAGCAGACAGCUUACGAAGUUUUCUCUCUGGGGCUGUUUCGUGUGGCGCUUUCUGUUCGCGGGCUCGUUUGGCAACCCUCCACCGAAGCAGUUUUGUACCGUUCUCGCCCAUGAACUCGCAGCACCUUGCCUUUUCUUGCCACCACUACCAUUAUCUGCAGCUGUCUCUGAUGAUGGGUUCGAGUGAGAAUUCGAAACGUCAGGCCAGUAAAUUUCCUGUUCCUGUAAUCGCAUCUUCGUCUUCUAAAGAGGCAUGUUUUUGUGGGGGACGCCGUGUUGUCCAGUUGACUCGGUGCGUUAAGCGCUGUGCAAGUCUACUGCCACUAAACUAAUUCACGCACAAGUCACCGUGCCUGCCCUCACCUUGCUGUGGAGCACACGGUGGACAUCGUCGGCAGCGACGGUUGAACUCCCAAGCUCGUAUGUGGCCUAGGGUUGUCUGGGCUGGUGAUGCGGAGUAGAGACUCCUAACUUUGGUUCGCCGGUCUCAGGCCGAUGCUUGAUUUAAAUGCAUGAUGGCCGUAAAAAGAGGAUGAGACACCGGCUGCAGAGCCGUUGGUGGGGACGACGCUCUCGAAUUUGGCGACGCUAGUGGUGGUAGAGGAGUUUUCAGGUGUCGGAGCUAGGUUUGCCUAGACGACGUUGUUGUGAAUCUCGCUUCCGUGGAUGCGCAUGUGGACGAAGAGUCCCAUGCGCUGUCUGAAUGACCUGAAACAGUGUGGGCAUGUAAGGUGUAACUGACGGGUAUAUGUUUGGAUUCCAUACGCCGAUUUGCUGACCUCAAUGCGAUGGAUUCGCAAGUGGGUCGAUCAGGCCUCUGAGAUUCCAAGGUGCGAUCUCAGUGGGGACAAGUUGGGAUUGAGUCCACAUUGCUGGUGAUUGUGGCAAUGAUAGGAAGGUCUGGCAGGGUGGUGAGCACCCUCACCGGUGACGCUGGCAGUAACGAUAAUGGUUGUUUUGUGAGGUGAUAGGCGUGCUGGUCGUGUCAGUCUCAUUAUAUGUGGUGCGGACCAUCGUUUCAUCGUGAAGUUCUCACAUCGUCUGUUUAACAGGCUCUGGACACCGCAAUUCCGACAUUAUUUCCACCCCGUCGUGACUGACUGUUUUAAAGGCCUUGGCUAAAUUUACGAAGGUAGUAUGGAACGGGGUCCUCAUUUCUUUACAUUUCGCUUUUUGUUGACGGUCAGUGAAGGUCAUGCCAUUGUUCCGUAGCUCCUUCGGAGUUCACAGUGAUUUUCCAGAAGAAGUACUUGUUCUAGCCGAAGGUUCGGGCGAUUGAGCAGGUCGCUGGGGAGGAUUUUGCCUGCGAUGUUGAGGAGGAGAUGCUUCUGCGACGCCAUUUAGCUGUCGGUCCCCAUUUCGUAUAUAGUAGUGGUCUGUGGUAACGUUCUGAUACAUUUGCAUUUGUCUCCUCAUCGCCUAGAACAGAGAAGUAAACUUGUCCACGACUUGUGAACAUCCGUAUUUGUAGAUUUCAGCGGUAAGUGAGUUCGCGCUCGGUGAAAAGGCCAUUUUGUUGGCUUCUCUUCUUUGGUUGACAUAAGGUGUGUGCAGCCUAUUCUCGGAGAGAAGAUUGCAGAUCUCCCGGCUGUCAUAAGGACAAUCGUAGUGCUGACUUCGUGCGCGACCAGGCACUUUCAGAGUAGUGGGGUAUGGAUGACGCUUCGUAGUUGGUCCAACAGUUGUGUCCGUCCCCUGAGCUUGCGUUUGUUUCAGGCGAUUGUAAAAGUGUGAUCGGUGGUCAGUCAUAUCCAGCAGUGCAGUAUUUAACUUACCUGGUGAGCGCCCGGGAUGCUCCAGUUGCAACCUUGUCUUAGAGGUCCCUCUAGCAGUCGACCUCACACAUCACUAGCAUUUCGCGCUGAUCACACCUCCGAACGGAGAUGCAGUGUAGCAGCUCCCAGUGCAUCCACGUCGUCUCCCCGAUCUGAAGGCGGAAAAGGAUAUUGACCAGCAGAAGACUGUUUAACGCAGGCCUGCGAGGGGAGAAGACCAUUGAUGUUGGAACUGCCGAUCCCCUCGCGAUCCAGGCAAUGGAGUCUGUACCGACGUGGACAUUAAAGUCAUCAAGGACAGUCAAUUUGUCCACUCUCAUCACAGUCACUGGAAGGCAUGCCGGUUGUCGUAGGCCUUGUUCCUAACCUCAUCGCAUCGUUGGGGAUGUGUAGGCACUGGUGGUGGUGGUGGUGGUGGUGGUGGUGGUGGAAAAAUGUUCCAGCCGAGAGGCAGGCGCAGGGUUAUGAGAUGGUCGUUGAUGUCUCGUGACAGACAAGGCGGUCGUCCCGCGAUGUCGUUCCAGAUGGCAAAGAGGACUCCGGCGUCACGUCACCUUGUCUUUGGACAUCAGCUCCAGAAGAUCUAUCUGAUACCAACCUCAUUCAGUUUUCCUUGUUCGGCACGUCGAGGCACGCUUAGAGCCGUGAUUUUUACCGUGUAGUGCGCUAGUUCUCGGUCAAUCAGAACUGUCAUUUCUGGCCGGUUUUGUAGCAGGUAUUUUAAGAGGAAACGAACAUUCCAAGCUGUCAAAGUAAGCGGUGUCACUCUGGAAGUCUGUGGGGAGACCCAUAGACAAAGGUUUUGAUUUCGUUUGUUUGUUUAACCGCGUGCUUUGCGUGCACGAGCCAUUGCCAGCUUACAGACUGACUGUUCAGAAUUUUUAAGACGCCUUUCUAGCUGCUCCUUCCGCGAGGCUUUCACCUCAGUUAUGGGAGAGAUAUUUUAAUAAUGACUGUCUUAUGUACUUAUAGAACCAAAUAAGUUCAUUUCAAACUCAAAUAUGCAGACAGUGCACCAAUGUAAGAGAUUUGACGGGCGUUCGACGGCCCUCCCAACAUUCAUCCAUCAGUCGUGCUGCAACGGAUUCCCAGGUAUCCGACCAAGCCAGUGACGUUUAGUAGGUGAUCACCCCUGCGCAUGGCUGACGUUGAACCGAAAGCGUUUGGUCAACGGCGCAACGAUGUAGUUGGUAGACGGGAGCGCCAUGCACAAAGCCAGGUUUUGCAGUCGCUUGACAUUAAUUUGUAUUCGAACAAACUCAGAGCUAUCUGCUCCCCUUUUACGGCAGAUAGCCGUGCUUGCUAGUAGCGCAUUUGUUUUCUAGGGCCCUUGGUUGAUUUCAAGUCUUUUGAGUGAGUUCUUUAAAGUAUCAGCGUAUCGCUAUUUUCGCCUACCUUUCCUGCGAGCUCUUGUGGCGACUUGACGACAGAAAAGGCGCCUAGACAGGUGUUUAUCAGCCAUCCUCGCGACGUUGUCGUUCCAUCGAAGUGGGAUGGACUCCAACAAGGCAUAAGUGCUAAGUCCUCGCGUUGUUUCUACAGCCUUGGCGUCCAUCCUUUUGUCCUAUAUCGGAGCGUAGUCAGGACAACAGCUCCAUAAAUCCUCAGUCUUGUGUUGAGGAGUGUCACGACAAUUCCAGACUGAAUAUCGUAUGCCUGUCCAAGGUCAGAUUGGCUUUUAAGAUUCGGGCCGCAAUUUCGUUGGCUACUUUGAUAUUCCUUGAGAUGGUACCUGUCAUAUGCUGGUUUUGACCAAGAGUUUCGAGGUGUUUGUCGUGCACAACUAACGUGGGUUGGCGCACGCCAACGGUUUACUGCGUGUUCACGGUUAACCCGAAGUUGGCACAUGCGGACGCACCAAGCUCCAGGCCUAGCUAGGCGUACGUCUCAGUUUAAGUGUUUGGUGCUCGGUUUUCGGUCGAAGAGGUCAUGCAUCCUGACCUUUAUGUGUGAACUUUCAUGCGGCGGCUGUUAUAUAGUUUCCCACCGGUUUCUUGGCGUCUGAUCGAUCCUCUCGAUUCAUUUCCGCGAGCAGUGAAGAGAACAUGAGACUGAACGAAUACGUGCAUCCGGCUCCACCCAAUUCAUUAUCGCGAGGGCUUCCGAGGUUGACCUUUUUCCGUGACCGCUUGUGUGAAUGUUUCUAUACAUCUGAAGUCCGUCUGGUUCUACCAUAUCAGAAGCCUUUGUAAAGUAGUCGGAGGUGGCAGAGAGUCUCGUUCUAAUUUCUCUACACUUUCUGCAGUUUCCACUCAGCGAAGGUCAUGUUGAUUGUUCCACGACCCUCCCGAAAACCGCGUUAUGCCCAGGAAUAAGACUGUUCCAGGUGAAGUUUGGAAUGAUGGAGAUGGAUGUCAGCAAUACUGUAGAAGGGGUUUCAUUUGCGAAGGUGCCUAGUGUUGUCCGUUAAGCCUUCCUAACCUCCACGAAACAUCUGCCUUACUUUCCUGGUCAUCUGCCGUAGGAUGCGUGGGCGAUCGAGCUCAACUUUGGCUCAAGUCUGAUAAAGCGCAUCUUUGACUUUCCGUUGCCGUUUCAUCCAACUACCUGUUGUGCAUCUUCCGUACUUUCUACUUCACUUGGUAUCUCUAUCAGAAAAAUGCGGUUUUGUUGGAGCGUGUCCUGCGUUGAAUUCUUUCUCCUUGUAAUUGAGUCAGUCCCGGUGUUUUUGGUGUGUGUCCAGGUGUUUGCGUAGCAGUAAUGCUGAUGGCGUCCUGCAACCUACUUCGUUUGCUCAAAAAAUAAUCAGCAUCCAGGGCCUGUGUUUGCUCUAAUGGUGUUCAUUUGACCAGUGAGCUCAAGUCUGCUUUCAACUGUGUCUGUAUGAUAUGCUUAACUCCAUUUCAGGGGUUAGAUUUAUACUCGUUUUGGGGUUGACCAGGCAGUGGUCGACUAAGCUUUCGUCAUUGCGCAUCGCCCUAGUCACAAGCACGUCUCUUACAUCUCUCGACUAGUACAAAAUUUGAAAGUCGCCUGCGGCGCUUACGAGGGUACAUUGACUUAGUCUCGUCGCGGUUGAGGAUGUCAAAGACGGUGUUGGUGAUGGGAAAGUUGCCCUCUAUGCAAUUUCCGGACUGAAAGAAUCCGUUUCUGUUUCCAAUAUUCGCCCCCUUAUUACAAAACACCCUCCUAAAUGGUGUGAAGUGCACCUGUGCAGUGACGUCCUCGAAGAUAGUCAAUUUGCCUUCAGCAGAGACACGAUGAUGUCGUGCCGAUCUUCAUAGAAUUUGUCUUUCACAUUGUCAGUAGUUGUCGUCCAGGUGGUGAAGUAGUCUGGCGUUACUGUCAUGGGCGGUCAUUGAUUCCACGUGAAAGGGAAGGUAACUUUUCUCCAAAAUCAAAACUGGUUUCUUCCUACACACUUGUACACGGACGACGCUACUGUGCCGGCCGACCCUAUAUUUCUGCUUAACAGCGCUUUGAAGGAUCGCCUUCCGUUCCGAUCCGUCUGCACAGGAACUAAGUUGAAGCAGUUGACGUUUUAGCACCACGGCCGAACACUUCAUGACCGGUCAUCGGUUGUCCACCUGGAUUUUGUUCCCAGUCCAAGUCCGUGAAUGCCUCACCUCUGUAUGGGCGGUACCACCGACGAAAACGCCACAAGCCUCGUUUGGCCUUUUGGCCAAUCUGUCAAUUCCACAGUUACAGUCGGGAUCGAGCAAAAUACUGCGCCAUCCUGAUUCGAAACGAGGCUCCCUCCUUGACUUGCCUAUUUAGCGAAAGCUCUGACCCAGAAGAGUUAAGUCAGUUUCUAUAAUUCAGGAGCUUCCCCAUUAACCGUUGUGGACUGGAUACCUCCGUUCAGGUUUUAGCUGCUGUACCGUCAAGGUGGUACGUCAACCCCUAUGGAAAAACUGGUUGUCACGCGCCCAAAUAAUGUCGGCGGGAGAGCACAAUCCUUGUGGGCGCCGGAGGGUGGGCUCCAUGAUCCACUUGGACUUUUCCAGCUAUGCUCUCGGACCACUCUACUCAUUUUGAUUUAAAUUUUCUGAGGUCUUAGUAAACUAUUGACUACUUGUUUUGACUGGCUCUUGCAGCUGGGCCUCAGGGUAUACUGAAAGCAGGAGUCAAAAUAAGAUUUUAACUUGCUUUUCUCCAGUUAAAGUAUUGUCGUUGAAAUGAUGACAAGAAAGCUGAACCACCUCAACUCAACAAAACCGCCGUGAGUAUUUCAGCAACCGCCCCCCCUCCCCCCAUCCCAGCUCGGACACAUUCCCUUAGUUUUGUUUGUUGGUAAAACUGAAUGCCUCACUGGAUGUCAGACUUAUCCCUCCACACGCAGCGAGAGGAUUCAAGUAGAGGGGAGCGGACAUCAUUUGCUUCGUGGAAAGUGUCGCCCUACUCUUGCUACUACUAUCACUACUACUUCUACUCACAACGCCACUGACGGAGUCGCGGAAUUUUUUUAGCCCUAUCGCUAGCGAAAGUACUCCUUCGCGGGUCUCGCCCGCUUGUGACUGUGAUGGUGAUAGCUUUUGGGCCGGUGACAGCAGGACGCGGGGCAGCAUCGAAACCGAGCACCGUUCUGAGUUUCGGCCCAUAUGGGAAGCGGAGGCAACGCAGACGUAUUCUAUGCUCCUAGACACACAACAAGACACGCAUGGCAGGCACAGGCAGUCUUGCAUUCUGUCUGCCUUUCGCCAUUUGAUUGGUUGUGUUGGUCCUGCCUGUGUGUGUCUACAUUGAUCGGUCACUCCCAUGCUUUCGCGCGUGACAGGCCUGCGCGCUCUCACUCGCCGCGUGUCUCUAUGGCGCAUGUCAUUCCGCGCUCAGGACGCGCCUGUCGCAUCGAUUCUCCCGCGCGAAUUAUCCGCCCUCCCCACUUCCCCCCUCCUUCUGGCCUGCAAUGGCAGCACCAGACCCUUUGGCGCGUUACUGCUUCUGUCCCGGCCGAUAAUAGUCGCCGCAAAAAACGAAGUUCUUACAGCAACAACAGGAGUAGGCAGCGGUUGCGCUUUUUGUAUCAGCUAAAGUCAUGCGCUUGAAACUGACUGCCCUAGUAGUCCUGGCCCCAGUGUUUUACCUGCAUGGUACAGUCAUGUGUUUAUGAAAAUACUCGGAAAGUGGAUCUUUAGCGCUUCACCCAGGGACUGUUGGUACCGAAGGCCUUCGUACUGGCACUUUUGUCCGGAAUGUGGUACCUCGCCAAAACGUCAACUUACGAAGACGGUACGAUGCCCUGUUCUAACCAGGUCCUUGCUGAGAGCAGGUGCACAGAAGACGACUGUAGGUAAUGAGGAGAGAGGGGGGAACGAAAAAGUCGUAAAACUAAGGGCAGAGCUGCGACGUAAGGGUUCUGAGAACAGCGGAUUUUAGUUUUAUGUCAGACGAAACAAGUCUAGAGCGAAGAGCCAUGGGAUCCGGAGAAGCUCAAAGGGAUUCGCGGGGACGCUCGCAUUUACACAUAUUUUCAUCACGUCGGUCACAGGAUCUGCAGCCCCACGUGUGCGCAAGUCGCGGGUCGGAAAAACGACGGGAGUUUGGGGUCAUCAUUUUCGUCGCUGACCGCGGCAGCCAGACCCUGCCUACCGCUACUCGAGACCGGCUGGCUCCGAAUGGCGAUUGACCUUUUCAAGAUGCGCCCAUUGCAUGAAAGUGGGUUUGCCAAAUAUCAGAACAAAAAUACCGGGACUUUGCGCCCACCUUAUAUAACUAACAAGACGAAGAUCGGUUACCAUGACACUGGUAACCUGGACGUGUAAUUUACGUUCCUAAUAACCCCUCUUUUUUCACGAACACACACAGCUGUGAGUCAGCGCACGGCGACUCUGGUCACCAUAACCAAUCCACAUGGAACCAGCCUGGCGGGCGCUACUGUUGUUGGCACCCUGGCCCCGGGGACCACCCUCAUUCAAUCACAGCAGCAGCAGCAGCAAACCCAACAGCCAUCCACGGCGGUCUCCCAAUCACAUCUCCCUGACCCCCCUUCCGACACCAACUGCAUGGCGUCCAACGUCAGCAACGUCAGUCUGGCGCCCACUACUUCUAACGGUGCGCCCCAGCAGUGCAGCAAUGCGGUUCAAAUGAGCAAUGCUAAUGGCCACAUCUUGGUAAUCCCGCCGAUGCCAGGCUUUCUUGUUAUUUUUUCUGCUCCUCUCUUGAACCUGGAAAUAUAUCAGUUAAAAUUGGGUAAGAUUGGACUUCCGCUACUUAAUGUAGGUGGCCGACUAGAUGUGACCUGACACUCAAAAGCACCUGUCUCUGUUACGUGUUGGAAGUUUUCCCAUUUCAUCUCUGUAUCCUUUGGGUGAUGCGAAGGGGCUCGCGAGUUAUUCUGCCUGAGAUUAAGCAACAUCCUUACGGCCAGACUGCAGGAUGGAACAUAGUCUUCCGUUUUACAUUGGAUCGCGAUCCAUAGCCCCCUGAACAUGGCUUCACACACAAGUCUUAUCGGCUUAGCGCUGUCGUAUGACUGGCGGACAGCGGCGAGUAAGCCAGAGCUGAGCAUUUCACUUUCCCUUGCCCCGUCCGCAAUACUUGUCAUUUAUUGAUUCCUCGUCGAUCUAUAACCGUCUGUGGCAAAAUGAAGGGUUCCUCUCUGGGGGUCAAGCUAGGCCGAUGAGUGACACCGUUCGUAAUCUCGGCUGGCAGAACGUGAGCUCACUGAUUAGCUGGAGACGGACUGAAAUGUCAGAUCUUUCCGACCCGGGGUUAGAUUUGGGGCGUGUCUGGCUGACGACGAUAAAAUUUUGUGAGCACUAGACAGUGAGUUUUGGAGUGGACCCUCAGCUGCUAUUUUCAGUUAACGUUACCCAACUCAAUUCGAUAAGGAAUGUGCUACAGGUGCACUUUCCUGAACGCCUCCUCAAGGUCUGUUGACUGAUCUCCGUGAAAAGCUGUCAAUGUGUCAGUAGAUGCAGAUGGUGGUUUGGGAGGAGGGGGAGGGGGGGGUUACGCAGAUGCACCGAACGUGUACUUACUAAACAAAUUAACACGCACGCCAGUUUGCUGGGCCCACCUGAUGAGGUAGCGGUGGACGCUGUGGCUUGCGAUGGCCGGACUGUCAGCUACAGAUGGUUGUCCAGCGACCGUCAUCAUACGACCCGGCAAACAGUCAAAUUCUGCAGCAUACCAAAAAAAACAGCUGUGACUGGAAUAGUCAUUUUCGGACUUUUUGUCGUCUUCUGACACCUGUAACCUAGGCCCAGCCGGGGCAGACCCCGAUCUGUUUGCGCAUAGGGCCGACGCCCCAUGAUUGGGCCACGGUCUCACACCCUGUCUUAUGCAUUUGACGCUCACCUAUCUAUCGACUACUGGUUACUCAUCGCCUAGCGGCCGUCCACAAGACCGAAACUCUAGGGCAAAACAGGCCAUCGUGUCUCGUCCUACAACCGGGUAAAUCGGUGAACGCCUCUUCUAUGUAACAUUGAGCUGAAAAUUCUUCAGUUAUGUACUUGCACACCUUCCCGGCAACCCCCGCGUCAUGUACGCUUUAUUAUAGCUGCACAGGCUUGUACAACCACAGGCAAUUGCAAGACGUGAACUGCUGAUUCACUAUGAUGGAGGCGCUUUUCAUUGAGUAAAUUUCUGCACUUUUUGACGUCCAUCAAUUCUACAUUACUACAGCAAUAAAUUUAAACUAUUUAAACUCCCUCAUGUCACCAUCAGUUUAUCACACUGAUAUAUUCUUUGUACUUCUCACAGAAUUCUGUUUUCGAUCAUUUUCCAAGUGCCCACCUGAAGGUACUUCUGCCUAAAUGUAUGCCCGUAAUCAGUUCCUGGGUCUGAUCGAUUUAUGAACAUCGGAAAGGAGAUUGUAGAUCCCGAAAAAACGUAAUCCUUUGCAGAAAGCCAAAUAACAGAUGACUUUGGAUGUACGUAGAUACCCCUCUCGACUAAAGCUGUCAGAUCCCUCGAUUUAACUCGAGCUCUUUUCCCGCCCCCUUUCAGCCGGCCAAUGACGGUCUCGAUUUGAAGCCGGACCCCGUUGCCUGCCUGGCGAGGGCAGCGGCUGCUGGCCUGAACACUAGUGAGGCCCUCUUCGCCACUUCGAAUCCCUCCGCCGACUUGGCCAGCCUCGGAUUUGUCCCUCUUCCUGCACUCACUCCGAUUUCGGCAGCAGCGGCCGCUGCAGCCGUCGGACUGCCCGACAGUAGUAACGGCGGUGUUCAUGUAAUCUCCGCGACCACCGUUUCCUCCUCAUCCUGCACGGAAGCCACCACUGCUUCCACCCACCAGCCCCUACCACCCACUGCGACGGUUACAACAACCAACUCUCCUGUUACUGCCGGCGGCGGUAGCGGUGGCAGCAGCGGAAUGGCCGGGAUUCCUUCCCGUCACUCUAGCCCCGUAGUCAUGGUUGCAGCUGCGGAUGCUGUGGGCGGUAAGGCUGGUCCAUAUGGAUGUCGAGAGUGUGGCAAAGAGUUUCGUAUCCUACGCUACCUUGAGAAGCACCGACGUAUCCACACGGGUGAGAAGCCCUAUCAAUGUUGUUAUUGCGGACGACAGUUCAAUGAUUGGCCCAACAUGAACAGGCACAAAAGGAUACACACUGGUGAGCUUUGGCACUCUCUCGCCUUGUCGUCUUUUCUUGUCGCUGUUUUCCGACUACCUACAUCCUUGGAGCUGCCCUUGAGGCCACUGCGAGGGUUUUUUUACAGUCCUUAUAGGGACGGCUUAGGUAGGAGGGGACAGUUGAUCCUUACUCUGAUGGGCUGACAGUUGCAUCAUAUGCUUGCCUAUACUGGCCCCACCUGUCUUCCAUCUAUCGUCUGUUUCGAUAAACUUUAGCGAAGACAUACUUUCCUGCAAAAUGAAAAUGCUAAGUGAAAAUUUUGUGUAACUUUUCUAGGAAAUAUGACUGAAGUUUAACAAGUAUUGCAAGCAGGCGGGAGAGUAAUUGUUACUGAAGUAGUCAUUUCUGUAGAAUUGGGUUUUAAAAUGCUGCUUGAAGAAUUCUUAACCUAUAGUUGGCUUACUAUCCUGUGUGAAUUAACUUAGCAAGCGGUGCAUGCCUAGCAGUAUUUCAACCCGAAGUAAGCAAUAGUUUCUAUUCUUAGGCAUAUUUUAAAAUUGAGGCCAACAUUCGAGUCUCGGGUUUAUGUGCGAGCACACGUGGGGGGAGGAGGAGGAGGGAGACUGAUUUAGCACUAGUACCGUUCGUUUAUUUGUAUGGGGUGUUUAACUCGUGCGGGAGCCCACCAUCAGAGGUAACAGCAGUACGCGAUCGAUUGGCAGGUAUAGAGAGCAUUAGUCAGUCAAUAUUCAGUGUCACAGGUCUGGAGAUGACCGCGGAGGACUCUGUGUGCGCUCGCGCAAGGUCAAUUUGUCGGUUGACUGAGUUCCCACGAGAGACCUAGGUUUCGAUCAGCUCCCCACCUGUCUCGCUUCCGGCUUGAGCACUCAUAUCGGUGCCUGCGACAUUGAACUGGCGACCCGCUUCAAGGGUUUGGGCAGUCACUUGUAAUAAUUAGUCACCCCGUUGCACAGCCAGUUUGUGCCCCUAUAUGUACAAUCUGGGGAUUUGUUAAAUCUGACCUGUGUAAUCACAAUGGUAGUUUAGGUGCGGUAUACGAUAUCCUAUAUCAGCUCUGGCACAAGUUCUAUGGUCUAUUAAAGAUCCACAAACUGCGACUAACUGUCGCCGUAAAAUACAGUCUUGCUCAUAAUUUGUCAAAGUAUAUGUAGUUCCUGUAACUGUAGUUUCUCCAGUGUACUUCGGCCUACUUAGCCUCCAGUUUUUUAGACCUCUGAGUCGCAUGAAAUAAUGGUCUCUUUCAAUAUGACGCCGUUAUUCACAUCCGCCCCACCGAGUUUCGCGCGCGUAGUCUUGUGCAACAAACUCGAAGAAGCAUACGACAGGACCCAGAAUCUCAUGAGGCUGUUUGAAUUGUGAACUAAAAGCUAACCUUACCCUUGCUGGAGAAACCUGUGAACAGAUCGGGGGAACUCUAAUGGUCUCCUCGAUCUCCGGUUUUAUGACAGAACUGGUCCUGGAGAAGCUAGAAUAGAUUGCUUUCAUCCAGCACGAGCCGGUCUCUUGGCGCCAGUACGCCAGCGACACCUUUGUUGUCGUCAGGACGAACAAGCCUCCGAACGCAAUCUCUUCAGAUAUGCGGUUAUCGAGAGUAGAAGAAAAGGUGCAACAGCUACUCUUCCUUAAUGUGCUCAUUAGUCAGCGAACACCAUGAAACUUUUCAGUUUUCGCAGUAACCAUCCGGUGAUUCACAAACAAUGUCACGUGAGAAUGCUCCCCAGACGGACUCAGAUUCACCACGGCCUCCCGGGAGAAAAAGCGCAUGAUGCCCGACCAGUUUAUGUAAAAUAGCUACCCCGGGACGUCUAAAAACCGACACCUACGUGUUCGCCCCCGGAGGACCCAAGCGUGCUCUGUCAUACAUUUAGGGCGUUAAAGAGACGAUCGAGCGCAUUGGUGCCGGACUAGGUGUUAGAGUUUCACACCGACCCAAAGCCACCACGCACAGCAUGUUCAUGAAAAUCAAGGACCGGUUAAAUUCCAGGAAACAGUCUGGUGUAGUGCAUCGUAUCCCGUGUUUAAACUGUCCUUGUAACUACACAGAUCGGGCCGAACGUAAGCGAGGUUUGCGCGUAUUCGCACAAGCUCUUCGUUAAACCGGGUGACGAAUUGCCACAAGUGACUGCCCACACUUUCGGAAUGAAUUAUGCGUUCAGUCGUUUAGCCACCAGGGCAACUGCUUAAACCGGGUGCAAGACAAGUAGGGAAUUGUUUGAAGCCAGGACUCCGAAAGAGAACACAAUCAACUGACAUAUUGACUUUGCACCUAAAAAGUCCUAUUCAUUCAUUUACAAACUACUCCUAGUUUUAUUCGUUGGAUAUUUUUCCUGCCCGGAUGUACUUCUGCACCUUUUUGCAGAAUGCUGUCGCAAAUUCUUUUCACUCCGAGAGUCGCCCCCCGACCAUGGGAUUUGAAUUACUUAGAGCAACCUUCAAUGAUAUGCGCCAGCAAGAACUUAACUUUUUUUGGUUUUUUACAACUUUAAGAGGAAAGGACCCGAUCUGUGCUGAUUCAGCACCUAUUCUUCAAUAGGACUUUCCGAAAUUUCCCCUCUCAGUCCUUAGAACGCUCUGUUACGGAAGGUCGGCAUACCGACUGCGUGGGUCCUGCUCUUAGUCACGAAUAUUAGGUCUUUUGAACCUAACAGUUCCCGCGCCCAUCCUCAGUUCCGUUGACUUGAGGGGCAGAAGAUCCCCUUUGCCAUUACUUUUUUCACAAGUUUAUAAUUCCUCAUACCCCCGCCCUCGCCCACCCGGGUUAUCCUUAAUUUUACUUAAGGAUCACCACUCACAAUUUGUCCUUUAAUGUCGGAGUUUACGGUGCGCCCAUUUUUUAGUCUAUAAUAGAAUGGAGGGUUCUCCUAAUCGGUUAGAAAAUACGCAAGCGCGGCGCAGAAAUGGGGACUGCCUCUCGUUGACGGGGAAGGCAGUUGCCUCUAUGUACAGUAUCCUCUAACCCCCGUUCCCCAACCUUGCUUUUUGAAAGCCCAAGAUGCGUCUAAUUCCGAUUUAUAGGCGAACGUCCCUAUCGGUGUGCCGUUUGCGCGAAGACCUUCUCCCAACCAGCUGUUUACAACGAGCACGUGAAACGGCACACGGGUGAGAGGCCCUACAUUUGUUCGGUCUGCUCUAAGGGGUUUCCGCGCUCUGCUCGACUGGCUGUGCACAUGCGGGUCCAUACGGGAGAGCGCCCCUAUCCUUGCAAUUCCUGUGACCGACGUUUCAGUCAGCCACAUCACUUGGCUGCUCACCUGUAAGUCCUUAUUUCUUUGCUCAUUUCUCCUCCCUACUCCCUCACCACCACCACCACCACCACCACCACCACCACCAUCAGCAUCAGCAUCAUCAGCAUCAGCAUCAGCAUCAGCAUCAGCAUCAUCAUCAUCAUCAUCAUCACUCCCUUCGCCUUUUUUCCUCUAUCUUCCCGCCUCGCAUUCCCCUCUCUUCCUUUUGUAUUGUAUUUAGUUCUUGUAGCCCUAGCCUGUUACACUACGUCCUCUCGUAGUACCCAUUACCUGCAAAGAGGUUAAGUAGUUAUAAUUUCAUUUUAGUCGAGUACACAGCGGUGACCGGCCUUUCUCCUGUUCCAAGUGUGACGUUAGUUUCGCUUGUAUCUCCAACCUCCGGCGACACCGGAAACAAGUGCACCCAGUGACCCCACCGAAUCCCGCCACAUCUGUGCCUAGUUCUGCGUCUGCCGAGACGCAGCAGCAGCACCAGUCGCUUUCAAGUGCCUCUGACAACAAGUUCUCUGUGCGACCGACUUUUAGCACCUCUUUGACCAUACCCCCCGAAGGUAACACGACAGAGGCCGUUCCGGCCGACGGAACGAUGGUGACUGGUCUUCUUUUCACGCCCUCUUGCUCCUCUCCUUCCUCCUCCUCUUCCUCAUCAGUUUCUGUGACGGCGGCUCUUCUGACCGCGGUCCCCUCCAGCACAGAAAAUUCUGGCUUACAUACGCACUCUACAAGUGAGUUUCUUCUAAAUAUUACCUCACACAGAAGUGACUCUGUCCAACUCUAGGGCGUCUGCGCUUUUCGAAUUUGAAGGCAAUUUUUUGUUCUGAGUGGAGUUAACAUUGAUCGUGCUGGUAGUCGCCAAAUGCUCAGAUGAACACUUUUCCAUGUUUUGGCACCUUGCUCAUGGGCAACAUGAACCUGGUCAUUUGAAGAAGGCAUAUGUCGCAGUGUCUCGAAAGACGUACAUAGUAGCGAAUCUGCGAUGUCCGAAGGUCUUUUGUAGUUACCAUAUGAAGUACUUUUCCUGUCGCAAGUUCUAAUGUAGUCUUAGUUCCUUCGGGUAGCAUCUGGUAUGCACUUAUACAUUUGGAAGACGAGGUGGCAAGCAUACGUAGCUUUCAAUAAAUUCUCGUCGGGCCAGUACAGUUAUAUAGGAAGGGGGUAGAAGUAAAACAUGUCAGCAAAAAGAGAAAUCGAUAAAAGUUCUCCUUAAAACACAGGCGGGAUGUGGGAAUGUGGGGGAGGGGGUAGGAGGGAAAGUAAUAGUAGCCAUUGUCAGGGCCGGGGUGAGAGCGGAAGUGCGCGGAGGGAGUCGCACCGUUAGUCUACCUUCGACCACUGUAGACGAGGAGCCUGAAAGUGGUUCUUCUGUGCUCAUAAGGUUGGCUUUCGUAACCUAAUGGCGGCCGCUUCCGCUGUCUUUAACAGGCGCUGGCCCAGUAGCUUAGGGUAGCUCGAUGGGACCUUAUAAAUCACACGAAAAGCUUCGUUGGGUCCACACGAUAAUAUGCGUGAGAAUGGCGCUGCUUAUGCUCCUCGUUUCGCCUUUUCCCAGCCAUGCUGGGAGGUGUUCCCGUAUUCUCUUGGAUAAGCGCCGACUCGUGCGACCAAUAUAACCUGUUCCACAGGAGCAAGUGAAGGGAUAUAUGCACAUUGAGGUGGUCUGUAGUGGCAACUUAUCCAUACCUUCUCCGCGUAAAAUACGGUUAGUAGAGAAUGAUAUUUGAACCCUUGCCACUGGGAAGGUUCGUGAGACAGCUUGAUCAAGGCGUCUCCUUAGGAGUUCACUCGCCGCGUCCCCUGGGAAAGGGACUUUAUACACUUAUACAUUUACCACUGACGACGGCUACUAAGCCAGAAAUAGCCAUUCCAGUCUCCCUUGUCGUUGUCGGCAAUAACAUACUGCCUAUAUCAUGCGCCGCUGUGCGGCUGCUGGUUGGGCUCGAGAGAGAGCCCGUAAGGCAUAACGGAACGAGUGAGUUCCGUAAGAACGAUCGGUGAGCGCCCUCUACCAUUUACCGUUGUCUCCACUUCUACAGAAAUUGCAGCCUGCGUGAAAUCUGUACCAAACAGGAAGUUAUAAUACCUAGAACUUCAUGCAUUUCUCCAAUGAUACAUGAGUAAACAACUCUUGCCGAAGUACCGCAAACAGUUAACGCCAGACGGUCGCUUCUAUUUUAUGGGAGACCAUGCCUUAUACUUUCAGACUAUUGGGAGAAAUUGUUAGAAUUUUUGGGUCGCGUUUGGUAUCGGAUACCCCACGGAGUUCAAGUUAACCUGUUUUAGUUGGCUACCGACUUUGCUUAAGUAGCAAUUCUAUUAUAUUCCAACUGUGCUAGCCGCGGAAAGCGUCCCUCGAAAGCUUCAGACCUGUGUAUGUGGACACAUUUUGACCCACCUUAAGGGCUACAACAGUAUCGUCUCACAUGCUUCCUCUCAGGCACGUCCACCUAAAUUUCACUGAACGACUUUAUGGCGCCUGCUUUGCAUGCCACCCUAGUCAUGCCACCAACUAGCAUCCGUUUCCGUGUUCUUUAGUCAAUGACUCUUUACUAGCGAGCGCCGAGUCUGCUCUUGCGAGUACCGGGGUUUCAAACUCCAGUCUUAUGGAUACCUCCUGCCUGAUCUCUACAUCAGAGGCCAGCAAUCAACAGGAUCACCAACAGCAGCAACAACAACAGUGUCCCGUCGCCUCCGGAGACGUACUAGCCUCGCAGAGAGGUAGCCUGGUUGGCCUUGCCUCCCCGGGGAAGAAGAACUUGGCGACCCCCUCACCGUCUGCGGCUGCAACGGAUCAGCCCGGCAACGGAGGCCACAUAAUGGAAAACCAGCCGUCUGCACUCGAGGCCCCCACUGGCCAGUUUCUUUUCGACUCCUCCACACACCAACCGGUUACAGAGCAGACGUUAGGGGUCUCUGGCGAUACAACAAUCUACAUCAACUCUGUAAGCUGCCACUUGUCUCGCAUACUGCAUUUUGACCUGUGGCUCUGCUCCCCUAUUCGAAGACGCCUGUUUCUUGUUUUUUUUGCAGAUUGACGUCUCUGCGGCGACAGGGGCUGGUGCUGAUAUUUCACACUUACCCAACAGUCCAGGUCACUCAGCCGCACUUAUUCCUACCUCCACGGCUGCAAUCCAGUUUCAGCACUUUGGCAACAUGCCCGUCGGGCAGUUUUCCUUCGCGCCAACAGUCUCGUUGGCGGCAGCGGCGGUCGACAGCAAGUCGCACUUAUUUGCCACCAAUGGAACGACAGCCCUUUUCUCCGAUUCAACCGCGUCAGAGGCUGCUGGUGUGGGCAACCCUCUUGCCUGUGCAAAGGCUGUCCAGAUAUGCUACUCUACCGUCCCGUCGGCGUCCGCACAGCACGAUCACACCACCGCUAUUCUACUGCCUACGGGACAGGUUUUCUCCAGUAACUCGGGCUUUGUAAGCGCCGCACCACCACUCACCUCGGUCGCCCUGCCAGAUAGUCAGCACAGACACUCCACCCUUCAGCAGUUGUCCACUGGGCAACUCAUCACCGCUCACUGUCAGCCAACAGCAGCGGCAGCAAUGCUGCUACCAUUUGCAUCCUCCGGUUUUUUUGCGACGACCGGCGGUGCAAUGGACAAUACAGCGGCUGUGGCGCCCUCGCAAAUACCCUCCAUAAUCACCUCCGGUAUCGCCUUCUCACCAGCCUGGCCGGCGGUUGUUACAUGUACGGGGACCUUCCAACUCUCCAACGUAUCACCCGCUACUGCUGCUACCUCCCACUCCCGAUCUGGAACUCCAAACGUCCAACCUACUGGUGCAAGCCCCAACCCUGCCGGCACCCCUCUCGCCUCAGUUUCGCCGCACGCGUUGGCGUCAACACGUGCGUCAAACAAUCCGAGUCUGGAAGCUUCACCUGCAGCUCUUGGCUGA